This is a messenger RNA of Carcharodon carcharias (great white shark), 4835 nucleotides long. Its product is annotated as integral membrane protein GPR137-like. The record is from RefSeq and is a predicted model, not a curated record. Gene Ontology annotation, biological process: regulation of autophagy; negative regulation of bone resorption; negative regulation of osteoclast differentiation. Gene Ontology annotation, cellular component: lysosomal membrane. NCBI's taxonomy places the organism in Eukaryota, Metazoa, Chordata, Chondrichthyes, Lamniformes, Lamnidae. The transcript is spliced from 9 exons. The coding region runs from base 892 to 2109 and encodes 405 amino acids.
AGAAAGUAACCGGACAAAAAAAGUGCCUGGGUGAUUUAUCUCUGUUCUGCAGAGGCUGACGUUUUCCGCAGCUCCUUCACCUCUCCGUUUCAUUCAGAUGAUCUAGGAGCAGGAGUAGGCCAAGGUAGAAGAGGAGUGUUCUGUCUGAGAGCUGACUGCCAAAGUCUGACUAUGUGCUGGAUUAAACUGACCUGUGCCUGGACAGAAGAGAAGUGGCUUUGAAGCACCCCAGGAAACAUUUCACCCAAGCGUGCACUCGAGGAAGAGGAAGAUUCCAGCGCUGGGUUGAUGACUGUUCCUCAGCAGUGGGGAUGGGAGCAGGUUACACACAGUUAACAUUGGUGCAGUCCACCAAAGGAACAGCAUCGUUAUCCUUUUACUGGGGGUGGGGGGAGUGUUGGGAGGGAUAGAAACUGGAGGCCGAUUUAAACCGUGAAGGAAAAUAACUUACUCAGUAUUUAUUAACAAGUUUUAAUUCCGCGUUGCUUUUUUAAAUCGAGUGGCUCGUACCCGACGGAGUUUGUUGUCAGCUGAAUCGAAGAAGAGAAUCUCAAACUGGGAGACGAACCUUUGGCUGCUCCUUAACCUUCAAACCGGACCCUUUUAUCGUGUCCACAAACGCGAGACUUUUGCCACUGCCGGGAUCACAAGCUUUGGUUUCACCUUUUCUCGAUCAGAGCUGCCCAGGGGCAUUGGAACAAGGCUUCUUUUUUUAAAUAAAAAUACCGCUCUAUUUAUGAGGACUCCUGAGUGUUUUAGGCCCACGUAAGCUGCUUUGGACAACUCCUCUGUGGGCAGUGUAAGUGAUUGGAAUUUCAUUAGACUGAUGUCAGCUGGACUGUUCUAAGAUCAGUUCAGUGCCUGGUGUCGUCUUGGGCACCAGACCUGAAGAUGGAAGGUGUUCAAGUUAUGGAUGUUCGGUUGAGCACUGUGAGCCCGGAGCCCCUGCAGCCUGCUGUUCCGCCCUCUGUGACUCUGGGACUGACGAUCGUCUACACCGCACUUUACGGACUCCUCUUCCUCCUCAUCUACAUCCAGCUUUGGCUGGUACUGCAUUACAGGCACAAGAAAUUCAGCUACCAGACAGUCUUUCUCUUCUUAUGUCUCCUGUGGGCUGGCCUGAGGACUACACUCUUCUCGUUUUACUUCCGAGACACAAUCAAAGCCAACACCCUCGACCCCUUUUCUUUCUGGUUGCUCUACUGCUUCCCGGUCUGUCUGCAGUUCUUCACCCUCAGUCUCAUGAACAUGUACUUUGCUCAGGUGGUUUUUAAGACGAAAGCAAAGUAUUUCCCUGAGAUGGCCAAAAAACUGCUUCCUAUCCGAUUGGUCUUCCUGGUUGCGAGCCUACUGUUCCUGAUGGUGAAUUUGACCUGUGCCUUGCUCGUGAAGAUUCAGCAUGCGGAGACCAAAAACAUUGUCUUGGUGCGGGUGAUCAUCAACGACUCCCUUUUUGUCGUCUGCGCCAUCUCACUGGCGGCUUGCCUGUAUGUCAUUGCUAAAACAUCGCCUUCAACCAGCAUCUACUUGGAAUCCAAGGGAACGUCGGUAUAUCAGACCACAGCCGUGGGAGCAUUGGUAAUCCUGCUGUAUGCCAGCAGAGCCUGUUAUAACCUGGUCGCUGUAAUGCGUUCACCAGACUCACACGACAGUUUUGAUUACGGCUGGUACAAUGUCUCUGACCAGGCUGAUCUGAUGUCGAAUCUUGGGGACAAAGGUUACCUUGUGUUCGGCUGCAUCCUUUUCUUCUGGGAGCUGUUGCCGACGGCCCUGCUGGUGCUGUUUUUCCGUGUUCGGAGACCAGCUCAGGACCUGGCUGGAACUGGUAUAAUUAACGGCCAGAGCUUUGCUUCCCGUUCAUAUUUCUUUGACAACCCUCGUCAGUUUGAAGGCGAUGACUGUCCUUGGACAAUGGGGUCACAGAAUGAACACGGCAGUUUAUCCAGCAGCCUCCAGCGUAAUGGCUGGUACGGCACUGAUAGGAGCAACGUCGAACCAUCCUGGUAUGAGGGUGUAUCCCAGAGCACCACUGCACCUUUACUCUUUGCCAGAGACCACAUGCAAGGCACCAACUAUUAUCACACCUUCUACUCCACUCCACAGACGUAGACUUUCGAGGCAUUCCAUUGGGACACUCCAUAAUCCUCUUAAUUCGAUGAGCAGCUUGUUUUAUUUAUUACUAUUGUAAAGGAAUCAGCUUCUGGAGGAAACAGGGACUGCUGAUCGACUCAAAGCUAGUUAGCCAAACACACAUGCUGUUUUAUCAGGUUUUUAGCUGACUGCCUAAAAGACCAGGCACCACACUGAGCGCACCCAAUAACUCACGGAUAUUCCUUUUCGAAAAUAUCUUUGUGUUGCUACUGAAUAGAGGCCACCAGUUGCUAAAGUUCCUCCACUGAGGGGGUUGUAGCUGCAUAGGCUCUGUCUCUCAUGCCCAUUUUCUGUCUGUCAGGCAUCUUGGACUGCUUGGGUUAGCUGCUUCUCCCCGGCUCGGUCUCGAUCUUGAAGCCAGUGACCUGUGCUGGGAUUUGGUGCCACACAUGUACCCUAAUGAACUGGCUGUUUUGUGUAUGAGAACUGACAAGUGAAAAUUAUGAAGGGUGAAAUUGGACACAGGCAGAACUGCUUUUUUUGUCCUGCUGUACAGUAUGAUACAGCUCUGUUGAAGUUAGUGGAAGUGAAUAUUGGAUGGGCUGGUUGGCUGGAACGGUUUCGCAUGCCUGCCUGUAUCCAAUUUCACACGUUGUGGUGAGUGAUUGUCCUCUGUGGAGUGCUACAGCUCACUGGAAAUUGAUCAUCAACCCACCUGUAGUGAGUCUGCAGAACAACACAAGGCCUCAGUUCACUUAGAGUAACGGUUAACUUCACAUCUGUUGAGCCACUUACCUGAGAGUUUUGAUGAGCAGUUGAUCUAAAGAGAUUAAAAAAUACUCAGGACCAAAAUAUUGUUAAACUUGCCAGACCAUGUGUCUAAGUUACAGGGAAAUGAAAGUCCAGACUGGGGGAAGGAUUGGAGGCAAGUGGGGAUAACUUCCAGUAAGAUUUGCACCACAGCUACUGACCUUGCAAGAUUUGACACUUUAAGGACUUAUGUUAGGAUCAGCUAUCCAGGAAAACACCAGCUAAGGGGCUAUUUAAAUUUGAACUUAGUAUAUUUUGGUAUUGAUACUGUUUGAUUGUGGAGAAAAUUGUAGCUAAACCUGAUGCCACCUUUGCCUGUACGCCCUACUGCAUUUCUCAUGCACGGGAAUAUUUUUAGUAGCUGGGGGCCACUGGAUUGGAAGAAGGUGCCAGAAGCUUGUGGGUCCUGUGUUUGUUCUGCCCCGUCCUGUUCCCCCAGCCCCCAACUCCCUGCCCUCCACAAGCCCGGGGAAUGUUGAAAGCAAUGACAACAUGCCCCGUAUCGUUGUCCCACCUAAAACCUGCUAACUCCGCACGGACCAGGGCUGUACCUUUUGGGCCUGCCUACUUUGGGUGGCUCACCCCCCCCCCACCCCCCCCCCCCCCCCCCCCCCCCCCCCCCCCCCCGCCCCCCCCCCCCCGCCCCCCCCACUUCCGGCUGACAUACGUACACACUCAGCCAGCAGUGCUCACAGUGGGUGAAGAGGAGCCUUAUCGUCAGUCUUGAUAUUCCAGCCUAGUGAUUCUUUUUAAAGCUCUGAGCCACUUCACAUCAGGUUGCAUAUUUGACAAACGCUUACAUGUAGAAUACAAUAUAACCAAACAAUAAGGAUUUAACGGAUGGAGCCAGGUACUUUGAAAAGUGAUGACACUUUUGAUGAGCGCCCUAAAAUACUGCAUAGAUAUAUUUUCUAAAUCAACUGUUUUCUCAGUUAUUAUGGGGCCACACGAGCGGCUUGUGUUGAAGUCUGAUCAAAUCUGUAUGAAGUUUGCACUGUUUUUUCUUCCUCCAUACAGUAGCAUUUGCACUCGCCUCAACUCUUCCAGGCGUCGACUUUAAAGGGUAGUGCUCACAUCGAGGAGAGAACGCCCCCUAUUUAUUUUAAAUGUUAUUGUCUGCUCAACCUUUUUGUUCCUGAGUCUCUCCAGCUCCCUCUCUGUCAAGAGUAAGCAGUUGAUUUUUUUUUUGUUCCAAAAUUAGUGCGAAUUUAAUUUCAUCACCACCCCACACCAACCCAGUUGUCCCUGUGUCUCCCCAGAAGCAUUAACUGAUGCCUGGGUGGGGGGGUUAUACAGUUCCUCAGGAACUGGGCCCCACCCUGGCACCUCGCCUAAGUGAUCGCGCUUCACUCGUGAGCUUGGACGAGAGCUGCUGGACGACCAUCAGGCAUUGGACACUGGCUGCUUUAUGUUCCCCGCCCCGCCCUCCUAGCUGCUGCCUGGACUGAGAUCCAAUAACUUGGUACAGAUGGUGAACUGGCCAUGGGGCAUUUCCGUUCUGUACACGAUCUGUGCCUUCACUUGCUCUGGUGGCAGAAAACGCCCAGAGACCCAUCUGGAGCUUGUUUUACAACCUGGUACGUAAGAGGAAUGAAUAUAGAUUAAUUUACUAAUGUUUUAUAUUUAGAUUUUAUUCUCAUUCCCCCCCCCCCCCAAGUAGUUUUUAUAUCUGUAGUCCUAUAUUGGCACAGCUGAAAUGAGGAACUCUCUCUUGGCGGAGACCACAGAUGACAUAAUGGGCUAGCACUUGUGACCUACUGCUCUAUGGCACAGUGAGUUGAAGUAAAGCACUGAUAGUACUGUGUUCCGAUAUUUUAUAUCUGACUACGUGUAAUGCAACCUUUUUUGAUGAGUGUCUUAACUGACCUGUCAGAGCACAGUUUUUUUUUGAAUUUGUAAUGGUUACUGAGCUAUAACUCCUGGAAGGUAUUUUA